This is a messenger RNA of Bicyclus anynana (squinting bush brown), 4469 nucleotides long. Its product is annotated as perilipin-4. The transcript has 29 exons. Lineage: Eukaryota; Metazoa; Arthropoda; Insecta; Lepidoptera; Nymphalidae. Bases 272 to 3145 code for a protein of 957 amino acids. Gene Ontology annotation, cellular component: plasma membrane. The record is from RefSeq and is a predicted model, not a curated record.
AUAGCUGGAUGCGAUCACUUUGGUCGUUGCUCGCUUCUUGCAUUGUUCACUGAUCGAAACGCGAAGUGGCUAAGUUCGGAUUUCGUCUUUUCUAGCACUUGCGGUGUGAUCUUGAAGGUUGCGGUCUGCGGAUAUUAUUACGCAGCGAAUUAAUUUUAUAGCGAUUUAGAGCAAAAUAAAUCUUUGUGCAAAAAUUUAAUUAAAUUGUGUCUGAAAUACUUGUGUGUUAAAUAAUCAUUUGUGUGGUAACUGUUCAGAGGAAUACAUUAAAAUGUUUAGCGGAAUCGCAGGUGCGUUCCGAAGCAUUGGAGAAAAAACUGCGUCUCUCUUCGACAGAAAGAAGAAGGAUGCAGAGCAACUCGCUUCAGAGAAGGUCUCGGAGGCGGCGCACGUCGUUGAGGACCAAGUGAAGAAAGCUGGAGAACUAGUUACAGGCGCCGAGAAAAGUGCUUCGGAGGCUGCUAACUCGGCGGCCAACGCCAGAAACUCAGCAAUCGAUGCCCUGGACAAGGAGCUAGCAAAGGUCUCCGUCGCAGCAGGUGAAGCGAAGGACGCCGCUAGCAAAGCUGUGGCUGAUGGCAAGAAAGUCGUUGACACAACUAAAGAUACUCUCUCCACAACCGUCGAUAAUACGAAAAAGGCCGCAGAAUCAGCUAUUACUACAGCAAAAGAUACAGUCCAAAGCACAGUAGAUACAACACAAAAAGCUGCUCAAACUGCCGUAGAGACUGGAAAAUCUUACGCUGCUAGUGCCAAAGAUACUGUAUCGAGUACACUACAAAGCACUGUAGACACAACGCAAAAAACAGCACAGUCUGCUUUUGAUGCUGGAAAGUCAUACGCUUUAGGGGCUAAAGAUACUGUAUCAAGCACAUUACAAAGCACUGUAGACACAACGCAAAAAACAGCACAAUCUGCUUUUGAUACUGGAAAGUCGUACGCUAUUGGCGCUAAAGAUACUGUAUCAAGUACAUUACAAAGCACUGUAGACACAACGCAAAAAACUGCGCAAUCUGCUUUUGAUACUGGAAAGACGUACGCUAUUGGCGCUAAAGAUACUGUAUCAAGUACAUUACAAAGCACUGUAGAUACAACGCAAAAAACUGCGCAAUCUGCUUUUGAUGCUGGAAAGUCGUACGCUAUUGGCGCUAAAGAUACUGUCUCAAGCACAUUACAAAGCACUGUAGACACAACGCAAAAAACGGCACAAUCUGCUUUUGAUGCUGGAAAGACAUACGCUAUUGGCGCUAAAGAUACGGUAGCGAGCACAUUACAAAGCACUAUAGAUUCUACGCAAAAAACAGCACAGUCCACUUACGAUUCGGGAAAGUCGUACGCUAUUGGCGCUAAAGACACUGUAUCAAAUACAUUACAAAGCUCUGUAGAUACAGCACAAAAGACCGCACAAACUGCUUUUGAUACAGGAAAGUCGUAUGCUUUAGGUGCUAAAGAUACUAUAUCGAGCACAUUACAAAAUACUGUAGAUACAACGCAAAAAACCGCACAAUCUGCUUUUGAUACCGGAAAGUCUUACGCUAUUGGCGCCAAAGAUACUGUGGCAAAUACUGUGCAAAACACGGUAGAUACUUCUAAAAAAACUGCUGAAGCAGCUCUAGAAACAGGCAAAUCUUACGCUACAAGCGCAAAAGAUACAGUUGCAAGUGCUGUAAAUAAUUCCAUGGAAGAAUCUAAGAAUAUUGCAAAUUCAGCAGCAGAAACAACAAAAACUUACAUGGAUACCGCUAAAGAUUCAGCCCAAAACUCUCUGCAAUCAGCUUUGGAGUUUUCAAAAGGCUAUGCAUAUUCCGCUUACGACUUAGGAAAGUCUUAUUUAGAUAGUGCUAAAGACACUGUAGCGAGUACUGUAGAUAGUACAAAAAAAGCUGCUGAAAGCACUGUAGAAACCGGAAAAUCUUACAUGGACACAGCUAAAGAUACCGUUCAGAGCACUUUUCAAAGUACAGUAGAUACUACGAAAACAGCUGCUUCAUCAGCUUUUGAGACAGGAAAAUCGUAUGUUGACAACGCCAAAGAUACAUUAGCAAACACUGUACAUGCAACUGUAGAUACAACCAAAAACGUAGCGGCAUGUGCUGUUGAUAAGGGUUCGUCAUUAGUAGGAGCAGCUAAAGAUACCGUAGUAAGCACAGUAGAUACCGCCAAAAACGUAGCAGCUUCUGCAGUAGAUAAGGGUGUCGCGAUUGUUGGAAGUGCUAAAGAUACGGUAGCAAAUACCGUGCAUUCCACAGUAGAUACAACUAAAAAUGUUGCAGCAUCUGCCGUUGAUAAAGGAGCUUCUCUAGUAGAAACGGCUAAAGGCACUGUAGCAAGCACAAUAGAUACGACAAAAAAUGUAGCUUCAUCAGCAGUAGAUAAAGGCAUUUCGUUAGUUGGAACCGCUAAAGAUACGCUAGCCAGUACUGUAGAUACAACAAAGAAUGUAGCUGCUUCUGCUGUCGAUAAAGGGGCAUCAGUACUUGGAGCUGCAAAAGAUACAGUAUCAAAUACACUACAAAGCUCUGUAGAUACGACCAAGAACGUAGUUGGGUCUGUAUACGAUAAAAGUGCUUCAGUAGUUUUAGGCGCAAAAGAUACAGUAACAUCUUCGGUUGAGGGGUCCACGGAGAAUGCUGCAGAUAACACUAAAAGCUUUAUUAAUAAUGCUAAAGAUUUAAUCACCAGCAAAUUCGACGGUGGUAAAUCCUCAACUCAAUCUGCGGUUAAAGAUAUUAGCAACACUACAGAAGAAUCGAUCGACUCAAUAAACGCGACAGUGGAUACGACAAAGAAGACGGCAGAGGAAGCGAAGGCUCAAGCCUUGAAAGCUGCUGAAGCCGCCAAGGAGGAAGCUAAGCGGGCUGCCACCGCAGCAGUAGAGGAGUCCCGCAAGGCGGCCGAGAAAGCCGCCAACGACGCCAGCUCCGCCGUGAACAGCGCUGUCGACAGCACGCUCAAGCGAGUUGAGAAUGCCGCCGACCAGGGCCUGAAGGACGCCGGGCACGUCGUCGACGCUAAGAUCAAGGACGCCGACAAGUACUUGAGCGACAAGCGCGACACGUUGGUGUCAAACAUCUCUACGGCAGCACACGACGGUGCUCAAGGCGCCGCUGGACUGCUCAGCAAGGGACUCGCCUUCCCCAAGUAAUCGCUGCAAACAUCAUUCAUCAGCCGUCACUCCAUCACUAGCGAAACUAGCAUUGUAUAGUAUAUUUUUACACAUACGUAUAACAAAAACUAGCUGACUCGGUGGACUUCGUGCCACCUGAAUUGCCAAAAUGUCAAUUCACAAAUAAAAUUAUCUACUUCAGAUCGAUCGAUGUUCCCGCUGUUCCUAUGGAUUUUCCUUGAUUAUUUUUCUAAACUACCCUUAUUUUAUAUCAAACCGACAAGCUUUUGAAGCUUUUUGGGCUUUAUUUUAUCUACACUGGAUAAUUGUCAAGAGCAUAAUUCACAUAGCCAUGCUCCGUUUUGACGUGCCACUUGUGAAUCGCGUAUAACUUCAUCUACACUUUUAAUAUUAGAUAUUUGUUAAUGAUCUGUUUAUAAUUUUUCCUUUAAUCUAAGUUUCAUUCUAAUUAAACUGCAGUCAUAAAAAAAUUCUGUGUAGUUAAGUUUCCUAUAUCACUUGGUUAUAGUUUUUGUUUGUGAAUUAUAUUUAACAUUUUGAUAUUUUAUAUUUUCUACUAUAGCCUAUUUCUUAUAUACUAACUGUUUAAGUUUGUUCUAUAUAAAUACAAUAAUUGCGUAGGUAUUUUAAUAAUAUACGUAUACUCUAAAGUGCUAUACUACACACAAUUUAUAAAUUAAGACUCAUCUUAUUUUUAUUAUUAUAUUAACUUUAAGUUUUAAUUAUGAUUUAAGUUAUUUUUAGGGAUUUUGUUAUAUUCAAUAAUGCAUUUGGUGUGCAUUUUCAAUUUGAUGAUAUAAAAAUUAUUGCUUGGCAAGUACCGUCCAAACAUUGCUUAAAAGUACGAAAUAUGUCAGUACUACAGCUUAGAUAUAUAUUUUAUAUAAAGUUAUAAAAAUAACGUAUUAAAUAAAAUAAAAUAAUGCUUUCUACAAAAAAUGUUUACAAUACAACUGCUUCGCAGUUUAUUUUAUACGUUUAUAAUAUUAUAUAUUUUAUACUGUAGAAGAAAGAGCCGAUAUACUUGUAACUGCCUACCUACAUUAAUAAUUCUGUUCUCUCUAUAGAUUAUGGCUAAAUGUGAAAGUUUGACGCACAUAUUAAAUAUACACAUAAUAUACUUAUAAAUUAUAUAUUUUACUGUUAUGAAAUUUUAAUGUAUGUUAAAAAGAACAUUUACAAUUCGUUAAUUAAUUUAACGUAGGUACCUAACACAUUUCUUAGUUGGCGCUGAAUUGUGUUAUUUUAUAUUAUGUAUGUAUAGAUUAAAUUUGGAAUUGUUAAUUUAUUUAAAACGUCAUGUGCCUAUUGUGUUGUUCAAUAAAUGCAUUACCAUCGCUGA